AUGGAGAUUGUCAAGCAGAUUACAACGAUCCGACCAGUAUUGGCAUUUAACUUUGCCGUCAGCAAGCUACAUGAAGUCAUUCCGAACCUACAAUCUGCAACCUCUCCCAUCACUCACGAACAAACACUUCUCCUCGAAUCGAUCUCAUUCUUUUUAGAGUUGGUACUUAUCAAUUUACCGACCAACUUUUUCGACAAGUCAUCUCCCUAUCAACAAUGUAUUCAAGAUUCCGAAUCACUCUUAAAACUUUUAUUAGAGACUAAAUUUUCAGAUCCAAACUCUACAUCAUUCCAAAUGGAUUGUAUAAAACCAUUUAUUUCAUAUUAUAAUAGUCAUCCAAUGUCAAUUCAAUAUUUGUUGACAAAGAUAGUUCCAAUGAUUCCAUUCCAUUCACAGGGCGAGAAAGAAGGUGGUCGUCUUUCAAAUAAUACUUUACAUUGUCGUCGUAGAAUUAUCUCUUGUCUUUCGAAUUUGGCAUCGAGCAUGCCAGACAAGCUGCUUCCAUUCUUACCACAGCUGUAUGCAUCGAUUCAACAGUUGUUCUCAACCAACGCCGUCAAUGAAACCGAGCGUGUCAUGCUCUAUUUGCUAUUGAUUGUACUGAACAAUCAUGUCACCAACUUCCAACAGAGUUCAGAGUUUCUCAGGGAGAUCAUCACUCCGGUCAUCCAGAUCUGGACAGCACCCGACUUGACCGCUGCAUUCCAAACACCAGAACAACUGAUUUCGUACUUGGGACUCGACCAAAAUUCACACCCAAGCGAAGAGAUCAUCGCCAGACGCAAGAAACUGCAGUACUCUGUAUCGGCACUGCAAACCAUGUGGAAGAAAUCAGCACUUCCACCAACCACCAACGAAGACAAUGGUUUCAUUCCAUUCAUUGCCAAUGGAAUUAGCUAUCCCUCGAAAUGGCCAAUCUCCAACUUUGCCAAAGAGGUCAUGCCCAAUGUCGUCGCCCUAGCAAGAUCAAUGCAUGCACUCUGGAAUCCAGCCAUAAUGUCCAAGGUCGCCUCUGAUUACACUCCUAUUUUCAAAUUGGACGAAGCUAUCACCGCUCCACUAUUGGGUCAAGAAUAUCAUAAAGUAAACAAUAGUGAAUCAGAGAAUAUUAAAUUUGUUAGAAAUUUAUUAGAUACAUUAAGAGAUUCGUGUUAUGAAAUGUUUGGAUAUGGAUUUACACAUUCAGAUGAAUUAUUCUCAAUAGCAACAUUACCAAAGAUUUUGAUUGACUCUAUAUUCUCAUCAUUGGAAUUCUGUGAGAAUCGUCACUUGAAAUUGAUUGUCAGACAUGUUCUUAUGUUCCUAGUUAAACAUUGUCCAACUAAACUUCAACCACAAUUCUUUGACACCUUAAUUCCCUCUUUACUCUCCAUUCUAUUCAAUCGUAUAAAAUCAGGUUGGGAGGCAAUCAAUAUUCGUUCUCAAAAGGAGAAUAAAUCAGAUGAUUCAGAACAAAAUGAAAUUAUUGGCGAUAAGAUAUUAAGAGAUUUGACAUUGGAGUAUACAUUCUGGGUGAAAGAAUUCCAUGGUCAUCCAGUUGCAUUAAAGAAUGUGGAGAUUGUAACUCCGCUCGUCUAUGGUUUGAGUGCAUGUCUCAUGAGUAAUGAUCAUGCCGUCAUUGCAAAGUCUACACCGAUCUGUGUGCAACUGGUUGAGUUACUCUCUGAGGACGCUCGAUUCCACAACCUCAUUGGUAACGAUAUGUUUAGAGUCACAAUCAACGUUAUGGUUCAAUCAAAGAUUCCCGAUUUCAACAAUGAUUUCGUAUCGAUUAUUCGUGCUAUUUACGUCAAGCUCGGCAAGCGUUGUGCUUUCCCCAACCAGAUACUAGCAACACUUCCAAACGUCGAUCAAUCAGUGCUCACAAAGUUGGACAAUGAAAUAUCCAAGGCCAAGAGUGACAAACAACAAAGAACCAUCAUAAAGAAACUCCUCGAAGAAGUAGUCAUUGUCAAUCAAUCGAAACUCAAAAAACAAUCGAUUCUGGAUCUUCCAGAAAAAUUGUUUGUCAACAAAAUGUCAGCGACCCCAGAUGAAUCAAACUUUUUCGAUAAACACAAUACCGAUUCAACUAGUAACCUAUUUGAUUCAUAUGAUUCAUAA
Molecule: messenger RNA, 2103 nt
Organism: Heterostelium album PN500
Lineage: Eukaryota; Evosea; Eumycetozoa; Acytosteliales; Acytosteliaceae
Gene: xpo5
Product: armadillo-like helical domain-containing protein
Exons: 4
Coding region: 1-2103 (700 amino acids)
Biological process (GO): protein export from nucleus; RNA export from nucleus
Cellular component (GO): cytoplasm; RNA nuclear export complex; nucleus
Molecular function (GO): RNA binding; nuclear export signal receptor activity
Source: RefSeq, a predicted model, not a curated record